GCAAUUGGGAGUCGAUGGUAGCCUAGCACCAUAAACAGAGUCGUUACUCCACUCACACUGCUCUCUCUGUGUAGGCUACUACUUACUUGGGUGAGAAUCGGGAUUGAAAGGGAGAGAGACAAGGAGAAGAGAAAUGGAGGACAAAGUGGUGAAGUCGAGGUUCAAACGGGUCUGUGUCUUCUGUGGGAGUAGUACUGGAAAGAGAAACUGCUAUCGAGAUGCUGCCCUCGAAUUAGGCCAAGAGCUUGUUUCGAGGAGGCUGAAUCUUGUUUAUGGCGGUGGGAGUAUUGGGUUGAUGGGUUUGGUCUCUCAAGCUGUUCACCGUGGUGGCGGCCAUGUUCUUGGGAUCAUCCCCAAGACUCUCAUGUCCAAAGAGAUAACAGGGGAAACUGUGGGGGAAGUGAAACCUGUAGCCGACAUGCACCAAAGGAAAGCUGAGAUGGCCCGCCAUUCUGAUUGUUUUAUUGCUUUGCCAGGUGGGUAUGGAACCCUUGAAGAGCUGCUGGAGGUGAUAACCUGGGCUCAGCUGGGCAUCCAUGAGAAGCCUGUGGGUUUGCUGAAUGUGGACGGGUACUACAAUUACCUACUCACCUUCAUAGAUAAAGCUGUUGACGAUGGCUUCAUCCAGCCUUCUCAGCGGCAAAUAAUCGUUUCUGCUCCGACGGCUAAGGAACUCGUUCAGAAGCUUGAGGACUACGUGCCUAUGCACGAUCAAGUCGUCGCAAUGGCGAGGUGGGAGGUUGAGCAGGCGGAGUUUAAUGCAUCUCUGCAGACUGAGGUUGCUCGCUAGUUGAGGAGAGAGCAUGGAAAGCGGAGGGAAGAAAUUGAACGUCUAUUUUAUCUUUUUUGGCUUUCCCUUCUUUUGCUUUUUUUUUUUUUUUUUUUGCUCAGACGCUAUUUCUCUGGAGUCUGAAUCCUUUCGUGAUUUUUGUAUGUAUGCUUGUAUAUGAAACUAAAUCGCGCUGACAAAUUAAGAAAAGAAAGGGAAAAUUUUCGCUUCUGCAAUAAUGGGAUUAGAACUUCAGGUUUUUUCUUU
Molecule: messenger RNA, 1036 nt
Organism: Macadamia integrifolia
Lineage: Eukaryota; Viridiplantae; Streptophyta; Magnoliopsida; Proteales; Proteaceae
Product: cytokinin riboside 5'-monophosphate phosphoribohydrolase LOG5-like
Exons: 7
Coding region: 134-790 (218 amino acids)
Biological process (GO): cytokinin biosynthetic process
Cellular component (GO): nucleus; cytosol
Molecular function (GO): hydrolase activity, hydrolyzing N-glycosyl compounds
Source: RefSeq, a predicted model, not a curated record